Messenger RNA from Podarcis lilfordi (Lilford's wall lizard), 4438 nucleotides. The record is from the annotation of a GenBank genome assembly. Lineage: Eukaryota; Metazoa; Chordata; Lepidosauria; Squamata; Lacertidae.
AUGGCGGACAACGACCCUCAGAGCGCCAGGGAGCUCUCUCAGUUCGUGAGUGCUGGACGCUGCCUCGCACUUGGCGGCGCCUCUCGGGGCUGCGUGGGUUUUAGCCCAAAGGCUGCGCCUCCCUCACGAAAUGUGUCGCUGCGUGGAGUGAGGGGACGGGUCUCGUCGUUGUUUUGGCAAUAAAUAGGGCGUGGGAAAUGGGGUACUACUUCUAGCGGGUCAGGGAGAAAUCCAGCCGUCGAAGAUUUCGCCAACUUGUAGCCGCAGGGAAGGCGGUCCAUAUGGGGGGGCGGGGUGUUCUUGCCUCUCAGAAAAAAGUAGCUGAAGGCAGAAAGGGCAGAAAUACGGAAAUAGAAGGGACGACGACGACACGGUUAUUCCCCCUAACUGAAGGUGUCACGUCCUAUGUUGCCACUCUGGUAGUUAAUACCACUUUCAACUUUGCCUUUACUCCAGGAAAUGAGACUAUAUACUUUUAAUUCGUAAACGUGAAGUAUUCAGAUAAGUGCAGGAGUCUUAAAACGAUACUUUCAUUUUAGUAAUUAAUCCUUGCCCCUGUUUCAUUUUCGUACUUCACAGGCGUGUCAUAUAGGUUGUGCCACACAAAGAAAUCUUAGCCGAUUAAUAAUGAGUUUUAGUCAAAUCGGUUCCCGUCUGUCUGCCCAAAUCAGCAUACAAGACAAAGCGGCUUUAAAGGGAGAAACAGUUUGUUCUCAUCUUAAACUUAGCUGAUGUACACAUGAGCUGCAGAAGCAAUGAGGACUUGUAUUGCAUUUCAAAAAACUAUUAACAGUGCAAUAAUCUUAUCACUGUAGCUUUUUAGUUGAUGAGACUGCUAUUAACUAGUUGAUGAGACUGCAUUAACUUUUAGUUGAUGAGACUGCAUUAACUAAUUAAUCAACAAAAGGUUGCUGUACUAAAAGCCACCAACUGGAAAUUCAUAUUUGUUAUAAGUAACAAAAGCCACAAGGGGAAGUGUUCCUACUUGAAUUCUAUAUAUCUUAAUCACAAUUGGUAGAGUAAAUGUAACUUUUAAAGUACCGUAUAUACAAUACAAUCAUCCUCUCUCAGCUGGAUAUGGGCCUGUUUUCUAUUUUUAGGAUGCUGACAGGUACAGAGAUACUAACUUUACAAUACACGGUUGUUGCACACUCUGCUUACAAGAUUCUCAUUUCCCAAUAGCAUGUUACAUAAUGGAUUCAUGCUUGAGCUUCUUUGUUCUUUUAUAAUCACACAUUGAUAAUUAUAGCUUCCAUGUCAAAUAUAAAUUCUUGGUGUGCCAAGCACUUAUGCAAUCAUUUCUGCCCCCACCCCUGAGCAUAUUAGUAGCAUUCACACGUAAACAGAAAUGUUACAGAGAAAAAAUACGUUGUUGAAACAGAUUGGCAGAGCCAUCUCAUCAUGAUGGGUGGGCAGAUUUAAUGGUGGAAGAAGCACUGUAUCUGAGUCCCACUGGGCUUUCAUUCAGUUUUCUUUCCCAACAAUUUCAGUGUUCUUGUUUUUUGUCUCAUUUGGUUUUCAGUUUUGCUCCUAUUGAGUCGCAUGGGACAAAUUCCCUACACCAGCUCCAGGGCUGGUGUAGUUUUCUUCUAAUUUGGAGGGUCUAUCCAGGAAAUGGAGACUUUGGAUCCACUGCCUCAUUCAAUCUGCCCUCCCCCAGAUAAUGAGCCAUCUCCUUGCAUCAGAGCACUGGUGCUGCAGAGCUGAAACCUCUGUGGCCACAGCAAAGAGUUCUCAAAGAAUGAAAUUCUCUCUCCACAUUCAUAGUGAGGCAUCUACAAUAUCCUUUGCCCUUGAGAAAGCUUCUCAGUGACCACAGGACUAUGCUUUUCCAUUCAUAAUCUUACUUUUCCUCUGGGUCCCUCUAUCCUUACUGUAUCCAGACCUCUACUGCACUGCUGUUUUAAACCACAAUUUUCCUUGGUCCCUGAGCCAUGGGCAUAGCCAGGAUUUAUUUUAGGGGGGCAGACAUUAUGUUGGGGGGCAGAACCGAGUUAUCUGCAAUGCAAUUGGUCAGUUAAGUAUUUUUAUUUAUUUACUUGAUUUAGGGGGGCAGCUGCUCCCCCUGGCUACACCCAUGGGUCCCUCCAUUCCUACUUUACUCAGAUAUCUGUACUUGUUUAAAACACCCACUUUUUUCUUUCAGGAUUCUUUCCUUCUCACUGUACUCAACCUUUUCCCUCUUCCAUUCCUCAGCUGACUCAUGUGAGAGAGAUAAAGGAUGUGGAGCCCUAAAAUAUUCCAUUGUAUGAAGGUACUUUACGCAAACCUCUGCCAAUGUUCAAAAUUGCUGUUCUCCUUUGUUUCUUCCAUUCCUGCUUUAUUCAGUCGCCUGUUGUUUUGACCCACUACUUUAUCCCUGUCAGUAUCUCUCCCUUCUCACUCCCAUGCCAUGGCCACUGGUGUUAUAUAAUCUGCCUUUUCUUUUGCUCCACUGCCCUGACUUCAUGCAAAUUCAGGAUUGUGAUGAAGCCCAUUGCACGUAGGAAGACAUUCUUCUUUCUUCUGAGUAUACAUGCACUUUACAAUACCUUCCUUUAGUCAGCCUUAAUAUGUAGCUAGCAUUUCCUAUCCCAGUGUACAAAAUCCAAGCCGACUAUUUUGAUGCCAUUUUAUUACAGCAAAUUGAUGUACUCAUUUUCCAACAGCAUAAACACGUUUUGCUAACAGUAUCUUUUUUCCAGGCAGAAAAUCUACUACAACAGUUACAGGAAAACUUUCAAGCACUGACAGACAAAUUACUUCUAAGAAAUAUCCUUUUCAGUUUAUUUUCUAAAACUAAUCACAAAUUCUCCCGAUUGAUCACACUUUUGAAGCCAUUUAUGUAACCUGCUUGAUUUAUAAUUACCAAUUUUUUUUUCCAAAAUAACUGCUUAUGAUUCUAAAAGUUGGAUAAAAAUACAUUCAAAUAUAUUGUAAUAAUUGCUAAAAAGAAAUUGUACUAAUUGCCUGGAACAGUAAUCAGUGAUGGGAAUCCAAUAAAUCUUAUGCAAAUACAUAAGGGAGCCCAGUAGCUCUCAUUUAUUACUUCAGUCCACCAAGGGCCAUUAAAGGGCCAUAGAGAAGCUAUACCAGUCAUUUAUACUGACCAAUGCCAAAACAAAAAUCUUAUGCCUACACAGAAGUAAGUUCCAUUGAAUUCACCGAGCAUGCAUAUAGGAUUGCAGCCUGUUUUCUCAGUCAAAACCACUCUUGACUGGCAUGUCCUUCAGUUUCAUGUCACUUUGAGCAUUAGACAAUACCUGGUGAAAGGGCAAUCUGUCUUUCCACUGCUUGAUUACUAAUGACAAAGAAAACAACCACAAUGCUCUUUAACCUUUUAUUACCAGAUGAAAUGGGCGAGCGCAUAGAUGAUUUAGAGAAGCAUGUUACUGGACUAAUGGCACAAGCUGGGAUAGAAAACACCAGUGAAGAACUAACAGUAAGAUUCUGGCUUUGUAAAAUAAUGUGGUAUUGAUAGUCAUCUGUCUGGGAGUAUAAUAUUUUUGAAACACCAGUUCAGACGAAAACACUCUCAGUGUUCUUUUUGUUUGGGCUGCAGUAAUACAUUACAUUACAUUACAUUGAUUGAUUGACUGACUGAUUGGUUGAAGAUUAAUAGCCACCCUUCAAUGAUAGAUUUAUUGAUAAAAUCCUUUUCAAAACAAAACCUUUUUCUUUCUUAAAAAGACCAGCAAAUAGCUCAACAGAGAAGGCUAAAUCAAUGAUUCAUUUAAAAAAAUUUAAGUCAUGAAUACAUUUUUUACAAACAAAAUUUAAAGUACCUGAACAAACUAGUACAUUUUAUUUAGCUCGUACAUGUCAAAAAUCCUGAGUGUAGGACUGCGCUUCACAGAGAAGGCUCUUCCAUGUCAUUACCAAAUUAGCAUCUCCUAACAAUGGAAAGUGAGGGAAAUCCCCCUCUGCUAAUAUUAAAGCAUGGACAGGCUAAUAGAGGUAGAAGUUAACUCAAGCCAAUGAGAGAAGCAGUUAUUAUAAGAGUGUAUUCAACAACUGAGUACUCAAAAGUGCUUGGGUGUGGAAAAGAAGGUAUGAAUACAUAGUAGUUUAAUUACAAUGCAAAUGUAGGUGAGUUUCUGCAAGACAGAUAACACUCAACUGAGUGUAGGGAAGACAUGCAGUUACAGAUAGUUCAGGGAAACUAAAAUUAAGUAGAUGCAGCAUGUUGCAGAAGAAUGGCAUAGCAGAUGCCUGUUUAGUAUAGCUAAAUAUUCUGUCAUAAGAAUAUUCUGACAUUAUAUUGUUCUAGUACAAAAAAAUUCACCAGAAAAAUGUGUCUACUCAUUCAAUGGCAUUCUUUUCAUUAUAAAUUAGAAGAAUAUGUAAAUGUGUAAUGUGAUAAUGAAAGUCUAUUUAGAGGCCAAAUUCAGGCCUGAUGGUUUCAUUUUCCUAAUUUUAACUCAAGCCUUGUGCUAAUAUUAAUUUUGUGCAGCACUGA